AUGAAACCCAGCCAGCUGCUUAAUGAAAUGAGUCGUGUUGCUGGGAAUUCUCUUGGUGAGACUGUGUUACUGGAUUUGUGGGCCACAAGACUGCCCCCGCACGCACAAGCAGCUGUAAUAGCGUCAAAAGGAGAUGCUGCAGAAAGGACAACAAUUGCGGAUGCCAUUGUCGAUUCAAUGGGACUUCGCAACAUCAACGCAGUCGUAUCAAAGAUGCAACAAGGAAUGACGUCACGCCUAGCUCCUGAAAAACCAGCACAAUGCAGCAUCGAAAGCCUUCAACCAGAAAUCGCGCAGCUGUCGAGCAAACUAGAGAAGGUACUUUCAUCACGUAGCAGUGGCAGUUCCCGCGGACGAUCGCGUUCCCGUUUACACAAUGAUGGUAAGACAAAAUUUGUGCACCGUGACAAAAAGCCAGUACACGAACUGUGCUGGUACCAUCGUGUUUUCGGAAACGAAGCGCGGCGAUGCAGAAAGCCAUGCUCGUUCAGCCAGUCCGCUGGUUCAACGAAUAAUCAAUGA
This is a messenger RNA of Topomyia yanbarensis, 522 nucleotides long. RefSeq lists its product as uncharacterized. The record is from RefSeq and is a predicted model, not a curated record. Lineage: Eukaryota; Metazoa; Arthropoda; Insecta; Diptera; Culicidae. The coding region runs from base 1 to 522 and encodes 173 amino acids. The transcript has a single exon.